AUGUCUUUAUCAAAAUACUCAUCAACGGCCGAAACAACUAACCUUGCUAGACUUGCACGACUUAUCUUGGGGCCCUGUACAGAUGUUCUUCGUGAAGUUCUAAAAAAAGAAAUUUUACCAUUAGAUCUGUCAAAAGAAUUUAAGAAGUGGAUUAAUGACCCUGCAAACACAAAACAACGCAGUCCUUUCAAUAACCAACGAACGGAUCUUAUCUUUCCUUUGCCAACAAAACAUUAUGGCGGCAAUUACUCCGAUUUUGAUAUUGGCUUGUUAUAUCUACUCCUCCGUAACAUAUCUAAAAUACCUCCACACACAAAUGGAUGGGGAAAGGAUCCAGAUCCUGGGGACAGAAGUGAGUCAGCAAAUAUUGAAAGAGUACGUCUGAUACGAAACAAAUAUUAUGGACACAUCAAUGAAUUUUCGAUCUCUGAUUCGGAUUUUCGACAGGAAUGGCGAAACAUUCAUGAAAUUGUGAAGGAAUUAGAACUAACAUUAGGGACGGCUACUUUCUACGAGGAUGCUGUGAAAGACAUUAAGAAAUGUCCCAUGGAUCCACAAAAAGAGUUGGAAUAUAUCAAUAAACUUGCUGCUAUUGAUGAAUUAUCUGAUAAGGUUGAAAGUCUUUCAGCGGAAAUAAUCAACUUAAAGCGUCCAAUUCCUCGCAAUGUGAAAGUUCACGAGAAAGAAAUUUUAAAGUGGGAGGAAGAGGAUAAAGUUUUUUCUGAAAUACACAACUACCCUUCAGUGCUUGAAAAAGUCAAGAAGCAGCCGUGCGUGGUCUUUGUUGGCGUACCAGGAUCUGGUAAAACUGUCAUGGCUCGUCAUACUGCACUUACUCUCCGGGACAAAAAUUACGAAGUUGUGCCUGUCAAUGAAAUAGGACAAAUGAAAUUAUUUUGUGAUCCUCUGAAUCCACAAGUUUUUGUACUGGAUGAUGUGGUAGGUAAAUUUGGGUUUCAGCAGUCAAAGAUGGAUCUUCUGAUAGAUUAUGAGCAAAUGAUAUUAAACCCAGCGAUGCCAGAUUCGAAAAUACUUCUGACAUGCAGAGAAACGGUGUAUAAUAAGGCAAAAACUUCAAGUGCAUUUUUCUCAGAAGAAAGCAAUAUAUUUUUGUUUCAUAGUGAUGAGAAUGAAUUAAACGAGAAGGAAAAAAUAGGUUUAAUGGAAGCAUAUAAGAUAGAUACCUCGGUUUUGUCCAAGUCUGAUUUAGGAUCUGCUUCAAAGAUGUUUCCUUUACUCUGCAAACUGUUUCCAAAGGAAGAAUUCCUAUCAUAUGGUCCAAGGUUUUUUGAAUGUCCAAUUCAUUGUAUAUUGGCUGAAUUUGAGAAAAUGUACAAUGAUAACAAACUACAUUAUGCUUCUUUGGUAUUAUGUAUGAUAAACGGAAGCAGAUUAUCAGAGGAAAUUCUAGAGAAUACAGGACAAGUAGCAAUUGGUGGAAACUUUGGUGAAAUCAAGCAAGCUGUCUGCAAGAAAUUGAAAAUGAGAAGUCAAACUGAUGAUUUUGAAUUUGUCGAUGCAUUGCGUGAAAUGAACGGAACGUAUACAAAAUUGUGUGACAGAGAGUACACCUUCAUUCAUGACUCAAUGUUUGAAAUAAUUGCUCAUCAUUUCGGACAGAAGUGCCCAGACCUUAUUUUAAAAUACCUGAGUUCUAGCUACAUUGCCAAUUACGUUAAGCCUCAGAAAUGCAAAACCGAAACUAAUGAAAGUGAAAGCAAGGAAAUGUUUGAGAAAGCAGUUCGUGUUGAUGAAAGCAAUGCUAGCAGAAUAUCACAUGAUCUUUCUGUUAAAUUACAAGAGGAAUAUUUUCCAUUGUUAGCAGAACGUUUGUUUCGAGACAUUGAGGACAUGCAAUUGUACGAUGUAUUUAUGAGCGAUCAUCUAAAGUAUCCUCAGGUUUGUCAGGCAUUUCUUGCUGUGUUGAAUAGUAAGAGAUAUAUGGAUAUAAAAGAUAUAUUUCUGUCCCAGAAGAAUGAUCAAUUUUUGAAAUUAUUACUGAAAAGCAAAGCAGAUGUACUGAAAAUUUGGAAUGCAGGAAAUAAAGAGUUCAUUAGACAAAGAUUGUUAGUUGGAUUACGAGAGAUAUCUGAGAAUCAUGAAUUGAAUAUUAGAGUGAUCAGUUGGGUGAUUUACUAUGGGCAUCACAAUAUUCUUCGAUACAUUGUGGACCAAACAGAGCAAAAUAAAGAAACACAGUGCAAACUUUUUCAGAAUUAUGAAACUCCCUGUCCACGAUCAGAUUUUUCUGAACUAGGUCAUUCACGAACUUCAGUGAAUAACGUGAUCAAGCAGGGAACAGAUAUGGCUAUCGUGUUUGAAGUAACCUCUGAUGCCAAUUCCAGUGACACAUCUGUGAAGGAAACCUGUGACACCAGUGAUUUAUUUGUUGAAAGUACUCGCUUACUGGUAAUUGGUUGUUAUAGUGGUGAUGUUGAGACUGUUAAAAUUUUACUGGAACAUGUCAAUGAAAAUUCAUUGAAUAGAACGUCUCGUUACCAAGGUUAUAUUUUUGAUUAUUGGCGACAGGAUACUCCUCUAACAGCUGCUUGUGGCCAUGGACACGAAGAUGUUGUGAGAGAACUGAUAAAUAGAAGAACUGAUGUCAAUCUACAACGUGAUUUGCUUCAUGUAAAGUUCCCGCUUGUUACUGAAUAUACACCUGAUCGUUUGGGAUUGAUGAAACAACAUCUGAUACUAGGAGGUGUCGAUAUUAAUAUAGUGUUAACACCACUUGUUUCAGCAUGUAAGGGCGGGCAUUAUGAAGUGGUAAAAGAGCUACUAAAGGCAGGGUCAAAUGUCAAUACAUAUAGUGUAGGUGAAUCCCCACUGAUAGCUGCUUGUAAGGGAGGGUAUGUGAAUAUAGUGAAUGAACUACUGAAAUCGGGGGCGGAAGUAAAUCCGAAGAAUGAAGGAUAUAUUCCAUAUCAAACACCAUUAUCAGCUGCAUGUUAUCAUGGACAUUUAAAUGUUGUCAAAUUACUGCUUAAAGAAGGAGCUGAGGUCAGUCUACAUGGAGAUUGUUAUUCACCACUUUCAGCAGCAUGUGAAAAUGGGCAUUUAAAUGUGGCAAAGGAACUGCUGAAGUUUCAGGCUGAUGUAAAUCAUGAAAGUAAAUUUUACGAGGCCUUGAAAGCUGCAAAGAACUGUAGUCAUAACAUAUGUACAAAGAAGCAAUUGCGUUCGCGAUAUAAUUUUCGGACUCGAAGAGGAAACCGGUACAUGUAUGAAUGCGAUAUACCACCAUCGUAUACUCGGCGCAUAGAUAGUUUUUUAGCAGUUACAGACUAUAUGAAAUCUCGAGAUGAUAAGUUAGAACAGUAUUUAUGUAAUUUAUCUCUAAUUAUUGCCUCCGGAGAAUCAAAAAAGUUACGCACUUUUAUAAGUCCGGAUAUGAUAAACGCACCAUUAACAACAGCCUGCAGAGGGGGACAUAUCGAUUUGGCAAGAGAACUGAUAAAGGUGGGGGCAGAUAUCAAUACACAAGAUCGUAAUGGUACGCCACUGAUAGCUGCAUGCCAAGGAGGACACUUGAAUAUAGUGAUGGAACUUAUAAAGAAUGAUGCCAAAAUAAAUCUACAAGGAAAUUAUGAAACACCAUUGAUAGCUGCAUGUAAUGGCAAUCAUGCGAACGUAGUCAUGAAACUAUUAAACGCUGGAGCUGAUGUAAAUCAAAUGACUAAAUGUGAUGAAAGAUCAUUCGGGUUGAGGCUAGCCUUCACUUUAAGAAAUGAAUACACAACAGCACUGGGAGCAACAUGUAGCCAUGGGUAUAUGAGCCUCACGCAGGAAUUAUUAAAGGCGGGGGCAGAAAUCAAUCCCCAAAGUUCUAACGAUUCACCAUUGACAUAUGCUUGCAAGGGUGGCCAUUUGAGUUUAGUGAAAGAGUUGAUAAAUUUAGGAGCAGAUGUCAAUCCUAAAAAUAAAUAUCAAACACCAUUGACAGCUGCAUGUUUCAGUGGGCAAGUACAGGUUGUGACGGAACUGCUUGAUGCUGGAGCAGAUGUAACCUUAGAAACUUUACAUCAUGUAACACCAGUUAAAGCCGCAAUUGAAGAUCAAUUAUCUAAUGCAUUGUGUAUAAAGGUGGGGGCAGAUAUCAAUACACAAGAUCGUAAUGGUACGCCACUGAUAGCUGCAUGCCAAGGAGGACACUUGAAUAUAGUGAUGGAACUUAUAAAGAAUGAUGCCAAAAUAAAUCUACAAGGGAACAAGAUGUGUUUGUGA
Messenger RNA from Saccostrea echinata, 4227 nucleotides. RefSeq lists its product as uncharacterized. Lineage: Eukaryota; Metazoa; Mollusca; Bivalvia; Ostreida; Ostreidae. The record is from RefSeq and is a predicted model, not a curated record. Gene Ontology annotation, molecular function: protein binding. The transcript is spliced from 4 exons. The coding region runs from base 1 to 4227 and encodes 1408 amino acids.